Penicillium vulpinum is the source of this 705-nucleotide messenger RNA. RefSeq lists its product as uncharacterized. The record is from RefSeq and is a predicted model, not a curated record. NCBI's taxonomy places the organism in Eukaryota, Fungi, Ascomycota, Eurotiomycetes, Eurotiales, Aspergillaceae. The transcript has a single exon. Bases 1 to 705 code for a protein of 234 amino acids.
AUGAAGUUCUCCCAGACCCUUCCAUUCGCCCUCGCGCUUCUCGAGCCAGCCACAGCCCUCGUCGGACACAGCUGGUCUGUAGAAGGCGUGCCCGAGGACGGCAUGCGGGAAAUCACCUUCCCCAUCAAUAUCGCCAACGCCCCUCAUGAGGUGGGCUUCUACUUCGCCCAGCAAUUUACCUUCACCGGACAGUCCGAUGUGGGCUAUACAGGCCUACAGCCCCAAGUUGACUCCACAGGUGGCUCCGUAGUCCAUGCUGCCUUUUCCAGCUUUGUUCCUGGAAGCACAUCCACCGACGCCAACUGCAGCGAUGGUGCUGACGGUGGCCCUGGUGUGAGCUGUGCUGUUAAUAUCGACGGUACCUACGCCAACACCUAUCACCUGAAUGUCAAGAACUCCGAGGGCACUACCUGGGUUGGCACACUGAUUGAUUCUGUCACUGGCGAGGAAACUCAUAUCGGCUCUUAUACCCUCCCUGCUAUCACUAAGGGUAUUGAGGCAAGCCAGCUAGGCUUUGUUGAGUAUUUCCUUGGCACCAAGGAAUGCGGCGACUUGCCCAAGACUGCUGUCACUUUUGGCAACCCCAUCGUCGAGGGCCUAAUUGGUACCAUUGACGUUCCUUAUGAGUAUGGCGACUGUGUUGGCAAGUCUGCCUUUGAGACUCACCCUGUUGAAGAUGGUGUUGAGAUCUCUGUUGGAUUCUAA